Molecule: messenger RNA, 1974 nt
Organism: Bipolaris sorokiniana ND90Pr
Lineage: Eukaryota; Fungi; Ascomycota; Dothideomycetes; Pleosporales; Pleosporaceae
Exons: 5
Coding region: 1-1974 (657 amino acids)
Biological process (GO): cell surface receptor signaling pathway; cytoskeleton organization
Cellular component (GO): cytoplasm
Molecular function (GO): protein binding
Source: RefSeq, a predicted model, not a curated record
AUGAUGAAUGCUCGUAGGGAGAGUUGGGCCAGGAUCGCCGCUGGGUCAUCAGGGAGCAGCGGCAGCUCAUUCCACCAACCUUCUCGAUCCACGCCGUUCUCUCACCUUGGCGGCAACACCUUGGCCUCCAACCCGAACCGCCUCUCUCGCUCCAUCGACGCCGACGGCCACAUGUCUACAAGUCUUGGAAGGGGCGGCGGACCACUGCCCUCAUAUUCGAGCCAGUCUGGCCACUGGAACUCGAUGGGAGCGCCAGCUCAAGAAGUACCUCCGUUCUUCGUGCCGUCGUACCUGCGGGGAUCCAAGCAUGCGGAGAAGCUGGAAGAGGUGCACAAGAUGAAACUGGCGGCACAGCGCGAACACAAGUCAACCCAUUCGUCCAACGCGGGGUCGCUAUCGACGAGUUCGAGUAGUGUCAAUCUCCACAAGAUGGCACCUUCACACCGGGGUCUUACGCACGAGGUCAUUGAGCAUGCGCCUGUGCUUAUAGACGAGUCUAUAGCGCCCUGGCCAACAAAAUGGAACGACGGCGACCGGUUCAGUCAGCUAGAACUUGAGGACGGUGGAAGAAUGGCAAAGUUCGCAGGCACGCAGAAGACUCACGACGAAGCCGCGGCGGUCCGGGCAGAUUUCCCUAUGCCAAGGCAGUGCGGGAUCUAUUACUACGAAAUCACAGUCAUUUCCAAGGGCAAAGACGGAAGGAUGAUUGGGGUAGGAUUCUCAGGCGCCAAGGUCGCCUUGAGCAGGAUACCAGGUUGGGAGCCGGACUCGUAUGCUUACCAUGGCGAUGAUGGACAAGUAUUUAGCAAUACUACCUCUGGAAAGAAUUACGGGCCAAAGUUUGGCACAUUGGAUGUUAUUGGAUGUGGCAUCAACUUUCGGACCAAUACUGCCUUCUUCACCAAGAACGGGCAUAUGCUGGGUGUUGCUUUUAAGGAUCUGAAACCCAACAUGCCGUACUACCCUACAGUAGGCAUGAAGAAACCUGGCGAGACAGUUCGUGUAAACUUUGGCCAGGAACCUUUUGCUUUUGAUAUCGAUAAGAUGGUGCAAGACGAGAAAGCUGCUAUACAAGCAGAGAUUGCACGAACAAAAGUUGAAUCAAGCGCCGCCGGGGGUGAGGAUGCCCUGAUACAUCAGCUAGUCGGACAAUAUCUAGCUCAUGACGGCUACGUUGAGACUGCUCGAGCGUUUUCAGCUGAGAUCCUGGAAGAGGCAAAAGCACUUGCGAACGACGAAAAUGCAGAUCUUCCUUACCGGACAGCCGUUGAAGAUUUGGAUGCGCUAAAUAGGCAAAAAAUUCGUACAGCUAUUCUUGAGGGCGAUAUUGACAAGGCGCUUAAGCAUACGUAUGCAUAUUAUCCUCUUGUUCUCCGCGACAACGAGAACAUUUACUUUAAGCUCCGCUGCCGAAAGUUUAUCGAGAUGAUACGGCGGUGCGGCGAGCUCAAUGCGCAAUGCCAUUCCACACCGACAGCACCCUCAAAACGCUCAACUACUGAGGAAUAUGAUUUUGAAAUGGAGCUUGACGAGCAGUUGGGCGUACACAAUCCGCCACCCAGUUGGGACAACAAGAACCAGGACGAUGAGCUUGAAGACAAGGACGAAGAUGAUAUCGAGGAUAAAGAAGCCAAGAGUGCGCGCGCGUUAGACGAGACGAUUGCCUACGGUAUGGAGCUCAAAGCUGAGUUUGCCAACGAUCCAAGACGCGAAGUGAAGAGGGCGCUCGAAGACACAUUUGCUCUGAUCGCUUAUCCUGAUGCACGUGAGAGUAUGCUAGCGCCGUUGUUGGAUGUUGCUGGUCGUGCACCAGUAGCUGAAGAGCUCAACAGCGCGAUACUAGUCUCUCUAGGUAAAUCCUCAUCAGCCGCCUUGGAGCGCCUGGUUCAACAAGCCGAGGCUCUUGUUACGGAGCUAGCAGAUGACGGUGGCCCUGGCUCCUUCAUCAACGUACGGAAAGAUUUCCUGCAAUAG